AUGUCUCUGCCGCCGACGAUGUUGACGCUUUUACCAGACGACGUGAUCUCUGAAAUACUCUCAUGGACGCCGGUGAAGUCCGUCUGCAGAUUCCGGUGCUUGUCCCGGGGGUGGCUCGCCCUCGUCUCCAGCCAGGCGUUCCUCGCCGCGCACAAGUCCCAAGUCGACCUGCACCUCCUCCUUGCCACCAGCUCCUCGGGCAAGGAAGCCAGCAACAUUGGCCGCGACCUGCGGCUGUUUGACGAGGAAGGCAAUGUCGUGAGAGUGAUCAGGAAUGUUGGUGCCCUUUGGACGGUCUGCCAUGGCGUUGACGGUCCGGUCUGCGUCACCCGCGAUUUUCGUGGUCGUCGCGACGUUUUCGGUGUCAAUGUGAUCAAUCCGGCUACCGGGAGUGUGCUAAUAACGGUGACCGUUGAGUUGGAGAGCCAAGAGAUCUUCCUCUUCAACAUCGGUUGUGCCGCCCCGUCUGGCGUGUACAAGGUUGUCCGCUUCGACGACGAGUCUUGGAAGGUUCUCACUUUGGGAGAUGAUGCCGAGUGGAGUGAAUUGCGGUCUCCCGCAACCACACUGUCAAAUUACUUCUAUCGGAGCUUCGUGGUCACGGUCAAUGGUGUCAUGCACUUUCUUUACACGUCACGGAGAUUGCCGUUUUAUAAGGACCUUAUACUUCGCCUUGAUCUCAAGAGGGAAGAAUGGAAGGCAUCCCUUGAAGGCCCAACAAAACAAGGUGACCAGUUUCAAAAGCGGCUAACGACGGAAUGUAUAGUGAGGCUCAAUGACACCAUCUGCUUGGUUCAGUUGGAGGAACAUUUUGUUACCAACAAUAGAUGCACGAACCUAUGGCUUCUGACUGACUUCGACAAAGGCACCUGGGUCAAAGCAUACACGGUCUCCAUGAGUCCGACCACCGUUUUAUAUCGGCCUUUGAGGGUGAUGCACGAUGGUGGAAAGUUGUUAUUCUAUGGCUACCAUAGCCCCACGAAAACCCGGAUGCUACAGGUUUACGAUCCCCUUACUGCUACAAGCGCACACUUCAUGAAGUUUCCGAGAGAUUUUCAUAGCGAUGUUUGUCUUUGCGACUUGAACUUAGAGUGCUUUGUCUGA
Molecule: messenger RNA, 1104 nt
Organism: Triticum turgidum subsp. durum (durum wheat)
Lineage: Eukaryota; Viridiplantae; Streptophyta; Magnoliopsida; Poales; Poaceae
Source: the annotation of a GenBank genome assembly